AUGCUAUUUGAAUGUAUUUUUUUUAUUAAUAGAAUUAGGCAAAAGAAUAGAUGAUUCAUUUGCUUGCACCUUAUUAAGACUUAAAUAAAUGGAGAAUUUCAAAAGUGAAUACAUCUAUAGGAUUCCAAAACAAUCUUUAGUGCUCAAUUACUUAUAAGUCUAUUCAUUUGUACUAUUCUCUGAGAAUUUUAGUCCUUUGGUAUUGGCUUAAUAAUCUGA
Messenger RNA from Paramecium octaurelia, 219 nucleotides. NCBI's taxonomy places the organism in Eukaryota, Ciliophora, Oligohymenophorea, Peniculida, Parameciidae. The record is from the annotation of a GenBank genome assembly.